UUUCCCUUCGAUCUUAAACCUCAAGUUCUCUAGAAGCACGGGAUAACUUUCUUUCAGAAUCUGAAGGCUCAGCCUCUAUUUUUUCAGAAACUAAGGCAAGAUAGUUACUUGAAACUUGUAUUAUGGGUAUUGUUCAGAGAGACGGGGAUCCUGAUCAGCCUUUGUUGAGGGAAGCAGGUGAUGAUCAUGACAAUAAAAAAUUAUCAGUAAGGGUCUGGAUUGAAUCAAAGAAGCUAUGGCAGAUCGUUGGCCCGGCAAUUUUCACCCGGGUUUCGGCCUACACCAUGAACAUCAUCAGCCAAGCAUUUGCCGGCCACCUGGGUGAAGUUGAACUGGCAGCUAUAUCAAUCGCCAACACUGUAAUUGUUGGCUUCAAUUUUGGUCUCCUGUUAGGAAUGGCGAGCGCAUUAGAGACCCUCUGCGGUCAGGCUUUUGGAGCCAAAAGAUACCACAUGUUAGGCAUUUACAUGCAAAGAUCAUGGAUUGUGCUUUUCCUAUUCUGCUUCUUGCUAUUACCAGUUUACGUUUUCGCAACCCCAAUUCUGAAAUGGCUUGGUCAGCCAGACGACGUCGCAGAAUUGUCAGGGGUGGUUGCGGUGUGGCUGAUACCAUUGCACUUCAGUUUUGCCUUUCAGUUUCCACUGCAGAGGUUCUUGCAGAGCCAGUUAGAGAACCAAAUUCUUGCUUGGGUAUCGUUUGUGGGACUACUGGUGAAUAUAUUUACAAGUUGGCUAUUCGUCUAUGUUCUCAAUUUCGGUGUAAUAGGGGCUGCAAUUGCGUUGGAUAUAUCAUGGUGGGUGUCUGUUCUGGGACUUUUUGGUUAUUUGGGUUGGUGCCGUUUAACAUGGACAGGUUUCUCUACGCAAGCCUUUUCUGGCCUUUGGGAAUAUACCAAACUCUCUAUAGCUUCUGGAGUCAUGUUGUGCUUGGAAAAUUGGUACUACAGAAUAUUAAUAUUGAUGACUGGACAUUUAUCCAAUGCAACUGUAGCUGUGGACGCCUUAUCAGUCUGCAUGAGUGUCAACGGAUGGGAAAUAAUGAUUCCUCUUGCUUUUUUCGCUGCUGCCGGAGUCAGGGUGGCCAAUGAACUGGGAGCUGGGAACGGCAACGCAGCAAAAUUUGCAACAAUUGUAGCCGUAGCAGAAUCUACAGUCAUUGGCUUCAUCCUUUGCAUUUUAAUCAUGAUACUAAGAAACAAGGUGGCAUUGAUAUUUACCUCUAGUGAAGACGUCCUAGAAGAAGUUGAUACGCUCUCCUAUCUCUUGGCUGUCACAAUUCUCCUUAACAGCGUUCAACCAGUUUUAUCAGGAGUGGCUGUGGGGUCUGGCUGGCAGGCAAUGGUUGCAUAUGUAAAUCUUGGAUGCUAUUACGUUAUAGGACUCCCACUCGGAUUUCUAAUGGGAUGGGUCUUCGAUUUUGGUGUUAUGGGCAUCUGGGGAGGAAUGAUCUUUGGUGGAACUGCUUUUCAAACAGUCGUGUUGUCCAUUAUAACUGCAAGAUGCGAUUGGGAUAAAGAGGCUGAAACUGCGAAGCAACGCGUGCAGAGGUGGUCGAGUCCCAACACAGACAAUGAAUCAGAAGACCCUAAGUAAUUAAUCAUCAUGGAUUUUCACCGGCCACCAGAAUUUAAUUUUUAGUUUUUAAAUUUUUUUUCUUAAAUUUCUGUGCAUUUCAAUGUCGAAUCAAUCUUUUUAAUAAUAAAAAAAAAUUAUGCAAAUAAGUUUUGAACAAAAGGGAGCCCUGUUGGGAAAUCCACUUCAGUUGAAAAG
Mangifera indica (mango) is the source of this 1769-nucleotide messenger RNA. RefSeq names its product protein DETOXIFICATION 27-like. Gene Ontology annotation, molecular function: antiporter activity; xenobiotic transmembrane transporter activity. Bases 123 to 1592 code for a protein of 489 amino acids. Gene Ontology annotation, biological process: xenobiotic detoxification by transmembrane export across the plasma membrane. Lineage: Eukaryota; Viridiplantae; Streptophyta; Magnoliopsida; Sapindales; Anacardiaceae. Gene Ontology annotation, cellular component: membrane. The transcript is spliced from 8 exons. The record is from RefSeq and is a predicted model, not a curated record.